Messenger RNA from Elephantulus edwardii (Cape elephant shrew), 1617 nucleotides. RefSeq lists its product as uncharacterized. Bases 1 to 1617 code for a protein of 538 amino acids. Gene Ontology annotation, molecular function: small molecule binding. The transcript is spliced from 13 exons. The record is from RefSeq and is a predicted model, not a curated record. NCBI's taxonomy places the organism in Eukaryota, Metazoa, Chordata, Mammalia, Macroscelidea, Macroscelididae.
AUGAAGUGUCUCCUGCUCACCCUGGGCCUGGCCCUCGUCUGUGGUGCCCGUGCCGUCAUCCCUGCUCCAGUCACAGAGGCGGUGGAAGUGCAAAAGCUGCAGGGCAUCUGGCACACCCUGGCAAUGGCAGCCAGCAAUCUGACCCUCCUGGAGACGGAGAAUGGCCCUCUGAGACUUUGCCUCCAGAAGUUCCUGCCCACCCCUGAGGGCAACGUGGAGAUUGUCUUGUUCAAAUGGAGACGCAGCCUGUACGCACCUGUGGGAACGGAGCAGCUGGAGCUCCUCCCUGUCUCUGUCUUUGCUCCUCCUCUGGACCUGGACCAGAUCAAGCUCUUCAUGAUGGACACUGACUAUGAGACUAUGUCAGUCUGCAUGGAGGACACCACUGCCCCUCAGCGGAACCUCAUGUGCCAGCUCCUCGGCAGGACCCUGAAUGUCAAGUCCUGGGUCUUGGAGAAAUUCAGGGGUCAGCUCAAGAAUCUGAUCCAGUCCACCCCCAUCCUCCUGGACUUCAUCCAGAGAAAAGGGGACCGUCCUCCACAAAGUCCCCAGCUCUUCACUCGGGAGCAGACAGCCGGGCUCAAACCACCAACUUUCGUGUUCACAGCUGGAGGCCAAUAUAGGCAGGCAGGCGCAGCCAGCACCCCAGUGUCUGGAAGCUGCAAAGCUGAGAUGUUGCUACUGCUCUGCCUGGGGCUAAGUCUGGCCCGAGCGGCCUCAGAACCACAGCCGGUGUCGCCACCUGACUUCCAUGCUGACCAGAUUGAAGGGCAAUGGUUCUCCAUCAAGCUGGGCGCCACGGACUGGUCUGCCAUCAAGGAAGGUGGCUCCUACCGCUGCUUCAUGUCCACCAUCAAGACCUUGAAGAAUGGUGACCUGAAGGUCACCUACUUCCAUCGAGAAGAGGGACGGUGCAAAAAGGAAUUCUAUAUUGGGAAGAAGACAGACAGGCCGGGCCGCUAUAUGUUUGAAUAUGAGGGCACGAACUACGUCACCUUUGAGAAAGUCACAUCUGACUAUGCCCUGGUGGUCACGGAAAACAGGAGCUACAAAAACGGCUUAGUGGUGUUGGAGCUAUAUGGCAGGUCCCGGAACGUGGUGCAGGAGGGGCAGAUGGAGUUCCUGGAGCUUGCGGCCCGCAGCAGCAUCCCGUCGGAGAACAUCGUGGACCUGUCCGCUUACCGUAAGCCUGUUCUCGAGGGAUCCUCACCAACACGAGGUGCCAAUCCUCGGAGCCUGAGUGGGGACUCACACAUUGAGGGGAGGCGGCAGGCUUGGGGACUGGAGGCCAAGGCCCUGGGGCUCCAGAAGAGGCACCAGGAGGCCGAGAGGUCUGAGCACGAGGCUCUGGAUGGGCACCUGGAUACAGCAGGGGAGAGCACAGCCGGCAAGAAGGGGGCCUCCCGAGAAGCCGGGGCCACUUUGGCCAGCACUGCUGCUCAGACCCUCCCUGGACUCAGGGUCUGCUCAGGGCCAAGAGUUCUGCGCUCCAGGGCCAGCGUCAUCAGCACCAGCAUCCCCACAGGGGAACAGGGUCUUCAGAAUCAGAAACCCACCGACCCACCUCAAGGAAUCGGCCUCCAUCCCUCAAAGCGGCUUGUCCAGGGGCCCUGCUAG